Molecule: messenger RNA, 271 nt
Organism: Dibothriocephalus latus
Lineage: Eukaryota; Metazoa; Platyhelminthes; Cestoda; Diphyllobothriidea; Diphyllobothriidae
Source: the annotation of a GenBank genome assembly
GCGCCAGACGAUAAUGUCAGUGGCACACGCGACAUUGCCGUCUGUUGGCGCGUCCACACCAUUAGCAAGACACGUGACUGCGCGAAAAAUUCCCGUCAGACCCUGGAGGAGUCCGGCCAGGGUGGCGUUGCAGUCUUUUUUAAUGAUUGUGGAGCUUUUGGCACACGUCAGGCAAUCCCUGCGUGGUUUGACUGCUUACGAAAACGAACAAACUGUUACAUUGAUCCGUUCUAUGAACAGGUGGGGUGUCGAAAGGACUAAAAUACCCUGA